Molecule: messenger RNA, 2513 nt
Organism: Rhincodon typus (whale shark)
Lineage: Eukaryota; Metazoa; Chordata; Chondrichthyes; Orectolobiformes; Rhincodontidae
Gene: gtse1
Product: G-2 and S-phase expressed 1
Exons: 12
Coding region: 130-2154 (674 amino acids)
Cellular component (GO): cytoplasmic microtubule; microtubule cytoskeleton
Molecular function (GO): microtubule binding
Source: RefSeq, a predicted model, not a curated record
AAGAAUUCAAAAUCUCGAUGAAAUAGGACAGUGUCGUUAGAGACUAGUCCGUCCAUUUGGUGUGUCACAGAGGGAAAGAAGGGGGAUUGCAGAGACGCUGAGCACUUGGUGUGGAGAUCAAAUCAAGAAAUGGAUGAGCAAACUGACCAAGAUUUCAAUCUUUUAUCUGAAGAGAAUUCUGACUUUGAUAUUCUGUUAUCUCCUGCAAGUGGAAAAAGUGAUGAUGAUGAUGAAGAAGUUUUUCUUGGACCAGUUCGACAUGUGGAAAAAUGUGUCGCGGUUGGAAUUGAAUUAAAUUGCAAGGAAGAGAAAUAUUCAAAGGCCACAGAGACUGAGAAUUGGAGUCCUUUGAACACAGACCAGUUCUUUGAAGUUUCCAAAGAAGCCAACUUAUUAGCACAACACCUUGAAAACCAGAUGGAGGGAAAGUCUAAGAAAAUGGGAAAUCAAAUGACGCACAAUAAAAUGGUGGAACAAUUUAUUGAGGAAUCUAAAUUAAAACUAACCCUUCUAAAGGGUAUAAGCAGCCCCAGUUGUGCAAGAAGAGAAACUUUUGUAGUUCAAGAUAGCCCAUUGAGGUUACUUCCACCUGCAAUCCAGAAACGUCUGCAGGUUAAUUCCUUAGAUGCUCAACCUAGCUUUCUGUUAAAACCAUCAAUGAAAACUACCAUCCUGGCAACCAACUCUUCAAUGCAGCCCCAACAGAACUGUGGAAAUUCAUCAUUCGUCAAUAAUGAUGUGCCUUGUACUGAGAACAACACUUUAAAAGAAGAUCCAUCAGUUGAACAAUCAAAAUAUGCACCAACAAAAUAUAUUGCAUCAGAAAAGCCUAAGUCAGGAACUAGUUUGAGACUCUGCAGAAUGAAACAAUUGAACAAUACUUUAGUCAAUCUCCAAGAUGCUGCUGCUAAUACUUCCAGCACAAGUGAUUCUCCUCCCCAUUCUCAUGCUUUUGGCUGUAAGGAUGAAUCGUUGGCCCUACACCAGGUCAGCGAACCAAAUGUUUCUGGGUUUAAAGCUUCAGGUUCCAUGACAAAACAUAGUACUGGUUCUGCAGCAAGGACUCUCAACCAUACAUCAUCCUCUACGUCCUGUCUCCAUUCUCGUCUUCACAAUUCCAGUAGUGGUGGUAGAGCAGUGUCCCUAACCAUGCGCCCAAAUGCAUCAAAACUACAAACCUUGAAAAACAGCAGCAGAAUUGCCAGCCCAAAGAUCAAGUCGUCUAGUUCUACAUGUACAAUUGAUGCCCCAAGAACAGCACUAAAACCAGCAAAUACUUGUAAACUAACUGCUUCUGGAAUGAUGAGUCGGAAAGGAACAGGAUUGCAGAGUCUUCCCAAUAAAAGCUUACAAAGAAUUAGCUCAACUGAUAUGAAUGUUGAUAAAGUCAAGUCAAACCAAAUAGUAAAUGCAUUGGGGAGGGAUCGGUGCCCAAAGACCAAAGCUUCUGUUGUUAAUAGCCAAGCUGUGAAAAGAUCCAGUGCACCUUCACCUGGAACAACAAGGCCAAAAAUAAUACAACCAAAGAAGCUGUUGUCCUGCAGUGCAGUUGAAUGUGGUAUAGAGGCUCGUACUCCAAACAGUCCACCUACUCGAGGAAUGCUGCAAACACCUACCGUUACAAACAAGCUGGCAUCAGUAACAUCUGCAACAAAACGUUUAUCUGCUUUACCCACCCCAUUAAAUCGUCGUAGGUCAGGUAUUCCAACAUUCACUCCACGAACACAACCAAGACCUGCAUCAUCUCUCAAAGUUACAACGACACGAAACCGUAGUAUGUCAGCGAGUGAGACUAUUCUAGUAAGGGAACAGAUAUUGAGAAAGCCAGAGGGUCUUUGCUCAUCUGAGUCUUCUGAAGAGGAUCUGUCUCCAUCCCGGGUUCCUUGUGUUCUAGAUUUCUCUCCUGAUAAAUCACAAGAAGCUUUAAAGCACAUAUCUGAGCCUCAAAGCAAGGAGAAUUUCACUGUUGAAGGUACAAAAAAUAAGCAAAUUCAAGACCGUCCACUUAUUGAUCUCUCAAAUACUCCUGAAAUAAACAGAGUUGCACCAAUGAAGGCUCCUGAGCUGCUUAUAGAUUUCAACUCUCCGCUGAUUAUGUUGAGCCCUGCCAAUAAGGAAAAUGUGAAUAUGGACUCUCCUUUACUGAAGUUUUAAAGGUGUUUUUUAAUAGUUUAUAGCUACAUCUCUACACUGUCAUAAGAUUGCUUUAAUCUUGUUCAAGCUGUUUUGUUCUUAUUGUUUAUUUACUUUGAGUAUAAGCCUACACUUUCCUAGUUUCUCUAAAGUCCAUGGAUGAACUGAAAUAAUGUCUGACAUUUGUUCUUCUGGAUUACUAAAAAAUGUCUUUGGACCACAGUUAAUAUUAAAAUGUAAAUGCCAUCAUUAAAGUCAUGUUUUCCUGGUAGAUUUACUUUGAUUUAUUUUAAUAACUGAAAGGCUAAUUAAAUGAAUAAAGAGGAAACAUUUGAAAUGUCAAUGCGUAAUCUUUUCAGAAUUACUUGAUGCCCCUUCCC